AACAUAAGGCCACUUGAUGUGAGUGAACCAUUUUUUAUUUGUGGUACCAAGAUAACAAUUUUACAAUCACCUCUUAUUAUUUUAUACUAUGGAAAACAUUAUCCCCCAGCACAGCAACGACGGCUAAUUCCAUCGCAGAAAUGGAUGUUUUUGCUUCGGUUUGUAUUCGCCGAUCCAAUCGCAUUUGCACCUGGGACGUGCGUCGAUGCUUGGGAGCGCGUUUUGGACCGGGGCCUCGUUCACACACGCGGUAUUAUGAAAUAGCAGACUUGCCUUUAGCUGCUUUCUACAAAAUGGUGUCGAUCGGCUUGAAUAACAUUACCGAAGAUAAUGGUGGACGGGCCGGAUCGAUGGCAUAGAUCGCCGGUAGUACGGGUGGACCGAUGGCACAGGUUACUGGUUACACGGUUUGGAUCGACGGCGAGGUUCACUAGCUUCCGGAUCUUCGGUGUAAAUGGCUGGAUACAUGCGUCCGAUUGAUGACGUAUUAUGCUUGUGGCACAGAUAGAAACGUCGACGUAUGCUGCUAGUUGCCAUCCACAAGAACAAAAGAGGUGCGAUGACGAUCAAAACGCUCGUCCAGCCAGGAUGAGGUGAGAAGAGCUAUCUCUCGCGUGCUGUGGUCGCUGUUUAUGCUACGGAAAACGGAAGUGUUGGUGUGCAUGUUGCUACAUUAAACUGACAUUUACGUUUCGUCCUCGUCCAAGGUGUCAAUAGUUGAGUUCAGCCUUGAACAGUGGUAAGGUUCAGCUCUGAACAGUGGUCGCCGCAAGUAUAAAUUGAUAUUUAUUGCGUAAUCAACACUUCAUCGCAUGUCACUUUAUGAGCCUGAUGUAAUUUUAGAUUUGAACGACGUAUUUCAACGAUUUGGUAUCAGCGUCGCAUUGCCUUUAUGCGCAACAUGUCUAUAUUAAUUUUUGCACGUUGGGUACGGAUCGUCACACACCACCUUCAACAGUGAUUCUCUAGCUACCUUGUGCCGCAAUGAACCUUCAUCAAAAUGUCAAUUUAAUGACAAUUCAUUUCUUGUUUGUCAUUCUGUCGGUUUCUUCGGCAUCCUCGGAACGCGAAUUUGUUGUAAACUUACUUUCCGCAACAAUAAUCGUACACAUUUCGUCUCACCAUGGAAACUUUGAUGGGAAUUCGUGGCCCGGACUUUGUGAUGCUGGCCGCGGACUGCACUCACGCCCAUUCCAUCAUGGUGCUAAAGGAUGAUGAGGACAAGAUCCUGAAGGUGUCGGACAAUCUGAUGCUCGCUACCAUGGGCGAAGCCGGCGACCGUGUGCAGUUCACCGAGUACAUUAGCAAAAACAUUCUCCUCUACCGAAUGCGCAACGGGUACGAGCUGGGCCCGAAAGCGGCGGCACACUUCACCCGCCGCAAUCUGGCCGACUAUCUGCGCUCCCGCACGCCGUACCAUGUGAAUCUGCUGGUCGGCGGGUAUGAUGAGGUGGAUGGUCCGCAGCUGCACUACAUCGACUAUCUGGCCAACUCGCUGCCGGUGAAGCAUGGCGCCCACGGGUACGGCGGCAUGUUCGUGAACAGCAUCUUCGACCGGUACCAUCACGACAAGAUCACACAGAAGGAGGCGUACGAAAUUUUCCGCAAGGGCGUGACGGAGAUCCACAAGCGGUUGAUCCUGAAUCUGCCCAACUUCAAGGUGGCCGUGAUAGAUAAGGACGGAGUGAAGUAUCUGGACGACAUUACGCCGGACUCGCUGAAGCAGGCGUCCGCCGCCUAGGCGUAAUGUAACGUAGAAUCUAGCGUCUUGCGUUCAUUUAUUGGGGAAAGGAUUUUUUGUCAUGCGUUCGGAAUAAAGCCGAUCAAUGUAAAACUUUACAAA
Molecule: messenger RNA, 1843 nt
Organism: Anopheles gambiae (African malaria mosquito)
Lineage: Eukaryota; Metazoa; Arthropoda; Insecta; Diptera; Culicidae
Gene: Prosbeta4
Product: proteasome subunit beta type-2
Exons: 2
Coding region: 1124-1741 (205 amino acids)
Biological process (GO): proteasomal protein catabolic process
Cellular component (GO): proteasome core complex, beta-subunit complex; proteasome core complex; cytosol
Molecular function (GO): peptidase activity
Source: RefSeq, a predicted model, not a curated record